UUUUUUAAUAUUAAAAGAUUUCUUGUUAUGCUCUCUCGUUUUCUGUCACGUGUUCAUGUCCCUCGUGCAACGACCACAGAAACCCACAAGAAACAUGCCGAUGAAAAUAAAUUUGAGUAAUACUUUCGUAAGACACAAGUGCUACGACGUAUUAAAAAACGGUGGAGAACAAUAUUUUUCUUCAGGGAAGAAAGUUUCAAAGAAAGUGAUAAGAAUUAAGAGAUCACCCAGAGUUGUCACCACGAGUGACCUAACCUCAAACAAUAGUGAUGGAACGUCCACAAAUGCAGGAAUUGGUUUCAAUGAAAAUGUUGAUAAUCAUGAUGCAAUGGAUAACAAAUUAGUAAAUCCAAUGAGUAAAUUUAAACCAAAAUUUAUUUCUGAAAACUUGAAUGAUGCUUCCAUCUGGGAUGACAGUGAGACAAAUGGAAUUUUUGGAGACACAAAAAUCAGGAAAAAUGAGAACGAAACUUUUCCAGACAAAAACAGUGAACAUGUAAAUGAAAAAAUUAAACAGUCAGUGGAACAAAAUAAUGAAAAUGGAAACGACAGACUGAAAGGUGGAACAGAAACUCGACUCAAUGAACUGAACAUGCAAAUGCUUUCAAAAAAAUUACACCAGCAAAUUUUCCCAAAUUCGGGGGAGAAAGUGGACUUACCCAAGGAGAAAAUCUCAUCUUUGAAGAAUGAGCUGAAAAAGUUUGGAAUGGACGUGGAGGAAGGUGUCUAUGUGCCAGAUGUAUCCCUGGAUUUACCAGCUUUAGAGGGAAACAAUUUGGAGGAACAUUUUUAUAACAUAGCGAGGGCUCAAUCAGAACCAUAUUUGAAGAUUAUUGAUAGAAUUCUUCAGAAGAUUCCACCAGUUCCAAAAAAAUGGCUGAUGCAGGAAGGCUGGACAAGAUAUUCCAAUGGGACAACUGAACCCGUCGAUUACCCUCUAGAAGACGGAUUAAUUUUCGACGUUGAAGUGUGCGUCACAGAGGGUCCCUUACCGACUCUAGCUACAGCAGUGAGCACUGAUGCAUGGUAUGGCUGGGUAUCCAAGUCUCUGGUAGGUGGAAGUAGCAUAUCCGCAGAGAGUCAUUCCUUGACACCUGAAUUACUGAUACCCACGGAGAGCACAACAUCUGAGUAUGGAAAAAAAUUAUCUGACCACCAAAAGAGUCCAAAGAUCAUUGUGGGGCACAACGUCUGCUACGAUCGAGCACGAAUUAAGGAACAGUACUGGUUGAACUCAACAGGAACACGUUUUGUCGACACAAUGUCCCUUCACGUAUCUGUGAGUGGAAUGAACAGUUACCAAAGAUCUCUGUUGCUGUCCAAGAAGAGCGAGUCGACUAGCGAAUUCUUGAACUCCACUUCUCUCAACAAUCUUGGUGACGUAUAUUCGCUAUAUUGUGGCAAACAGCACCAGAAACAGGCGAGAGAUGUGUUCGUUGAAGGGAGUCUUGCAGAUGUUCGCGAGAAAUUCGACGAACUGAUGGAUUAUUGUGCCUCUGACGUCGUGGUAACGCAUGAAAUUCUUCAACAUCUUUUUCCCCUUUUUCAAGAGAGAUUUCCUCACCCUGUGACCUUCGCCGGAAUGCUCGAACUUGGCACUGCUUACUUACCUGUCAAUUCCAAUUGGCAGAGAUACAUUGAAGAGUCGGAAGUGACAUUUGGAGAUUUAAACUACGAGGCAAAAGUUAGUUUAUCCAAGAGAGCUGAUGAAGUUUGCAAACUCAUGCACAAUGAGAAAUAUAAAGAGGACUUAUGGAUGUGGGAUCAGGAUUGGAGUACACAACCUGUGAAAAUGAAAACAAAAUUGACAAAAAAAGCUUUGGAAAAUGUGAAGCAACAGUCUCUACAGGAAGAAAAAUCAGAAUCAGAUUAUGAAAAAUAUUUGAGUGACGAUGAAGUUGAAAUGGAUCCACUGGAAGCCGAAUUCUCUCACUUGAAAGGCACAAAGAAUUUACUCCCUGCAAAGUUUCCACAUAUGUCAGGGUAUCCCGCUUGGUAUCGUAAACUGUGCAUGAAGCAACAUGAAAAGAACUGGAUUGCUGGGCCCGUAAAUAUCAGUACUUCAAUGAAAGUAGCUCCCAAACUAUUGAAUUUAACCUGGGAAAAUUAUCCCCUACACCACAUCAAGGAUCACGGAUGGGGUUUCUUGGUACCAUACAAUGAACAUCCUGACGUGAACACAAAUCUCCCAUUGAAACAAUUACUCAGCCAGUGUCCCUUGCCUAUGGCACCAUCUGGCUAUCAGGAUACCAGUUAUGCAAUGGCUGCUCUCCAGAAAGACGUCCAAAACGAGCUCCACAAGACCGAAUUUUGGAGGGAUAAAAAACGAAAGCCAAAGAAGAAAGAUCAAGUGCCCGAGAUAUUCUAUAAAGGCACUGGCAUCUGGUGCAACGUUGUCAUUGACAACUGCUGCUGGUUUUUGAAACUACCCCACAAGGACGGGCCCAGUCUCAACGUGGGAAAUCCCCUGGCGAAAGAUUUUUUGAAUAAAUUUUCCGAAAAUAUUCUCGCUGGUCUGGACUCCAGUGCAACUGAAGUACUGAAAAUAGCAAGAAUGGUGUCGUAUUGGAGGAAUAAUCGCGAUCGGAUAAUGUCCCAGCUCGUGAUGUGGUGGAAUACCGAUAGUUUACCAUCAUCAAUCAUUCGAAGCCAUCGUCACACUAGUUACGGUGCAAUAAUCCCUCAGGUUGUUGUGAGUGGUACUCUAACGAGAAGAGCAACCGAACCCACGUGGAUGACCGCUUCUAAUGCACAUAUUGAGCGAGUUGGCUCUGAGUUGAGGGCUAUGGUUCAAGCACCACCAGGUUACAAUAUUGUUGGGGCUGAUGUCGAUAGUCAAGAGCUUUGGAUCGCUUCGUUAAUUGGGGAUGCAUAUUGUGCUGGAAUUCAUGGAGCUACGCCCUUUGGCUGGAUGACACUUAUUGGAAGUAAGUCGAAGGGGACGGACAUGCACAGUGUGACGGCGAAGGCCGUUGGUAUAUCUCGUGAUCAUGCAAAAGUUAUAAAUUACGCUCGAAUUUAUGGAGCUGGGAUAAAGUUUGCGGAGAGACUUUUGAAACAAUUUAAUCCGUCGAUGGGAGAGUCUGAGGCUAUUUCGAAGGCGAAAAAAAUGUUUAGUAUAACGAAAGGAAAGAAAAUAUAUCGACUUCGGGAGGAAUUUAUCAAUGAUGAUGUGGAGGAACGGGAUUAUUCAUCGUGGGAUGCUUAUCAACUGGCCCGAGUUCAUGGGAAGAAGGUUGAGGAGAUGUUUGGAUGCGGUAAAUGGUGGGGUGGUUCUGAGUCAGCGAUGUUCAAUAGACUGGAGGAAAUUGCGGGGAGUCUUCAUCCAAUAACCCCAUUUCUCAAUUCGCGACUCAGUCGAGCUCUUGAAGUUGGGGAGGAACAGAAAGACAAAUAUCUGCCAACUAAAAUCAACUGGGUUGUACAGAGCGGUGCUGUUGAUUUUCUCCACCUUAUGCUUGUCUGCAUGAAAUGGUUGAUGCGUGAUAACGCUCGAUUUUGUCUAUCAUUUCAUGAUGAAAUUCGAUAUAUUGUCCCCUCGAGGUAUAAGUAUAACGCUGCGCUGGGGAUGCACGUGACAAAUCUACUUACGAGAUCUUUCUGUGCCUCGAGACUUGGUAUUAAUGACUUGCCAAUGUCCGUAGCAUUUUUUGCUUCUGUCGAAGUGGAUUCGGUACUCAGGAAGGAAUCCACUAGUGAUUGUAAAACGCCGUCCAAUCCCCAUGGACUUGAAAACGGAUAUGGUGUGUCUCCUGGAGAAAGUCUAGAUGUGGAGGAAGCCUUGAAAAAAUCUGGGGGAUCACUUGGAUCAUGGCACUCGGCACAAAUGAGAAAGAAAAAAGUUGGAAAAAGUACUGGAUAAACACGAAAAAUUUGAAGACAAAAAUACAGGAGGAAGUUUACUUCACGGAAUGAUGAGUCUGGUGUCUUGUUCCUGGUUGGUACUCAACUGUGUAUGAGAGGAAAAUUAAUUAUUUCCACUUUUAUACAAUAAAUACUAGAUUCAACAAAUUGUCUGAAGCUAGGGAACGAAUGCUGGUAACAAGGGAAGUUCAAGAAAACUUGACUUCCUCUAUCACAUCAUUAUGUACAUGAACUCGAUUAUCUCAUCACUCAACUCUGACUCUCCUUUCACGAUGAGAUUGAUGGAUAUAUGUCACGACAUUUUUUGGUUCAUAGGACAUGACGGAAACGAGAGGGGAACAGUUGAAAACAAACAGGAGAGAGUUCCAUAACUUUAACGAAAAAAUAUACUGACGUUCACUUGAAAAGUGAUGAGUUUCGAUGUCACUUUUUAUUUUGCUCUCAUGGGUAUAUGCGUGAUGGGCGAAUUAUUUCUAGUUUUUUUUUUGUUAAC
Messenger RNA from Diachasmimorpha longicaudata, 4357 nucleotides. It is a transcript of the gene tam, whose product is annotated as DNA polymerase subunit gamma-1, mitochondrial. Gene Ontology annotation, molecular function: DNA binding; DNA-directed DNA polymerase activity; 3'-5' exonuclease activity. The transcript is spliced from 2 exons. Gene Ontology annotation, biological process: mitochondrial DNA replication. Bases 56 to 3862 code for a protein of 1268 amino acids. The record is from RefSeq and is a predicted model, not a curated record. Gene Ontology annotation, cellular component: mitochondrion; gamma DNA polymerase complex. Lineage: Eukaryota; Metazoa; Arthropoda; Insecta; Hymenoptera; Braconidae.